Saccoglossus kowalevskii is the source of this 1185-nucleotide messenger RNA. RefSeq names its product ubiquitin-conjugating enzyme E2 J1-like. The record is from RefSeq and is a predicted model, not a curated record. Lineage: Eukaryota; Metazoa; Hemichordata; Enteropneusta; Harrimaniidae.
AUGUCAGUCUGUGAUGAAAAUGAAAUAGAGGAUGAAGAACACUUCCUGCUCAAAUGUAAACUCUACACAAAUGACAAUUUAUUUGAAUGGCACUUCACAGUUCGUGGUCCGUCAGACACAGAAUUUGAUGGCGGUAUAUACCAUGGCAGAAUAACUUUUCCACCAGAAUAUCCAAUGAAACCACCAAGCAUAAUGUUAUUUACACCAAAUGGUAGAUUUGAAAUCGGUAAAAAAAUAUGUCUUUCUAUAUCCGGUUAUCAUCCAGAAACAUGGCAGCCAUCUUGGAGUAUUCGUACUGUUCUCUUAGCAAUCAUCGGUUUUAUGCCGACACACGGACAUGGUGCUAUCGGAUCACUGGAUUAUACUCCAGAUGAAAGAAAAUUAUUAGCAAAGCGAUCGCAGGAAUGGAAAUGUAAAGAUUGUGAUAUAACAAUGAAAGGUGUAUUAAAAGAACCAAAUCCUCAUUCCACCACAACACAACAAGAAAACCAGGAAGCACAGCAAUUAGCAGCACAGAUCAACUUUAAGGAAGAGACAAAAAAAAAUGGAUCAACAUCUACUGAUAGCACUCAAUCUGCAAUACAAAAUCAGCCUAUUCCUCCAAAUGCAUUGGCUGCUGCUUUUCAACAACAAUUACAAAUGCCUUUGCCAUCAAUGUUUUACAUGUCACCUCAGUUCCAAGCUAUGUUACCUCCAGGCAUGCAGCCAUCUAAUUUGCAACAACAACAACAACAACAACUGCAGCAGCAGCAGCGUCCAGAACAAGAAAACCAUAGACAAAUCACAAACAGCACUGAAACUGACAACCAACAGAAUUCUGACGUAUCAGUACCCAACAGUCCUGAAGGAGAUGCAACUGAUAUAAGACGACGACGACGACACCACAUACAUCAAGAAAGAAGAGAGACACAAACAGUGUCUGGAAGACAAGACAGGUCUAGGGCAGAAGUACAUAUACCUAAUAGGCGACAACAAGGAGAUAAUACAGCUGUGGGUGCAAUGGAGAAUCCAAGAGCAACUAGUGGCUCUCUAGUUUUAAUUGUUAUUUUAAGUAUAGUCAUUGCUAUUCUGAUGUUAAGAAGAUUGUAUAUAACAUAUGAAUACAAGUUUGAUUAUGAUUUGUAAUUUGUCAUCCAUCAACAGAAGACUAUAUUAAUAAAGCUUAUUAUAUUUUAGCAAUGCUAA